UUUAAAAGCCCAUUCAUUCUCAUCAACCUCUCUUCAAACCAAAUAGAAAAUCUCCCUCUUCUUUCUUUCUUGCUUUCUCUUCUUUUUCUCGAGAACCAAACAAUCAGAAAACGAAACCAUGGUGGUUCUGUCUCGGCCAGCAUUAGACCAUUUCUCCCAUAUCAAAACAUACAAGCCUCCAGCUACUUACUUUAACGAAAUUCCCGUGGUCGACCUCUCCCACCCAGAUGCUAAAACCUCCAUAGUCAGAGCUUGUGAGGACUUCGGCUUCUUCAAGGUCGUCAACCAUGGUGUCCCAAUGGAGUUCAUGAACAAUCUCGAAGCUGAGGCUUUCAACUUCUUCAACCUCCCUCAGUCUGAAAAAGACAGAGCUGGUCCUCCCGACCCAUUUGGCUACGGCAGCAAGAGAAUUGGCCCGAACGGCGAUGUGGGUUGGAUUGAAUACAUCCUCCUCAAUACUAACCCGGACAUCAUCUCUCAAAAAUCUCUCUUCACUUUCCGGGAAAACCCGGAGAUUUUCCGGUCGGCUGUGGAGAAUUACAUCGCUGCGGUGAAAAAGAUGUCGUUUGAGAUACUGGAAUUGAUGGCUGAUGGAUUGAGAAUCGAGCCGAGAAAUGUACUGAGUAAGAUGUUGAGAGAUGAGAAGAGUGACUCGUGUUUCAGACUGAAUCACUAUCCACCAUGUCCGGAGCUUGGAGCUUUGAGUGGUAGGAAUUUGAUUGGGUUUGGGGAGCACACAGACCCACAAAUCAUAUCUGUCUUGAGAUCGAACAACACAUCAGGAUUCCAAAUCAGUCUCAAAGAUGGAGCUUGGCUCUCUGUUCCAGCUGAUCAAAACUCUUUCUUCAUCAACGUUGGUGAUUCUCUACAGGUAUUGACUAAUGGAAAAUUUAAGAGCUUAAAGCAUAGAGUUUUGGCUGACCCAAGAAAAACAAGGCUUUCGAUGAUAUUUUUUGGAGGACCACCUUUGAGUGAGAAAAUAGCACCAUUGGCUAGCUUGGUGGGUGAAGGAGAAGAGAGUUUGUACAAAGAGUUCACAUGGUGGGAAUAUAAAAAGUCUGCUUAUAAGUCAAGGCUUGCUGAUAAUAGGCUAGGACUCUUUGAAAAAUCUGAUAUUAAUCCUCGUUGAACAAGUUGUUUGUUCUUGUUUCUUGUUUGUUUGGGUCAAAAUCCCUCUCUCAUCCAAGUUAGCAAAAAAAAAAAAAAAAAUUAUAUAUAUGAAAAUAUAUAAUAUAUAUAUUAGGGUUUUCUUUUUGGUUAAAAAAAUGUGUUCAACAUAGCUAGGUUUGGAAAUAGUUGACUCAACUUUCCAUAGUUGGAAAAAUGAAUAGGUUGUUCUUUAUUUAUCUUUCUCUUUCUACUUUGUAUCUUUUCAACUUUUGCUUGGUUUAAAUGUAACAACUAUAUCAACAACAACAA
Humulus lupulus (European hop) is the source of this 1419-nucleotide messenger RNA. Its product is annotated as gibberellin 2-beta-dioxygenase-like. Gene Ontology annotation, biological process: gibberellin catabolic process; response to light stimulus. Lineage: Eukaryota; Viridiplantae; Streptophyta; Magnoliopsida; Rosales; Cannabaceae. Bases 119 to 1129 code for a protein of 336 amino acids. The transcript has 3 exons. The record is from RefSeq and is a predicted model, not a curated record.